CGGUCACCAGCUUCUUCUCAGAGAGAGUGACACCCUGAGCUGGGAAAGCUGUUUGACAACCAGCGUUCAGACACUGGUCGGAGGCAGGCAGGAGCCGCUGUCACGUGCCAGAACCAGUUGAAUAAUGAAGAGUCGUUGUUGUGUAAGCCAGUCUCUCCGCCUUACCUAACAAUUAACUAGUUUUGGUGAUAUAACUGAAACUUCAGCUACCUCCGCAUGUACAGAUCAGCGUCCUCUACUCGGUAAAAGCGUCACGCCCAUAAAACGGAAGCAUGUCAACCGAAAAAGUUCCUGACACCCCAGUGGAAGUCAUUGUGGACCUUUUAACUAAAGCCCAGGACAUAGCUGCAUCCUGUGGGAAUGUUCCAGAAGAGUUGACAAGCCACUUGCAGAAGGCUCUGGACAUCGCCAGUGGCCUGGAUGACUACCUGGAGAAAAUGACCACACAGGAAAGUGAACCGCUUGCAGAACUUUAUAAAAAGACCUUUUCUCAUGACUGGGAUCAAGUGCACAAGGAGGGCAAGACUAUGUUCAAGCUUCCCAAGGAAUGUAUCACUGGACACGUUGAAGGUCAAACGCUGAAGAUGCUGAUCCACAUGAGUCAAGCGAAGAGGGUCCUAGAGAUCGGGAUGUUCACUGGCUAUGGAGCUCUGUCGAUGGCUGAAGCGCUACCACAGGACGGGCGCUUAGUGGCCUGCGAGUUGGAGCCAUACCUUAAAGAGUUUGCUCAGCCCAUUUUUGAUAAGUCUCCACAUGGUAAAAAGAUUAAUGUCAAGACUGGAAAUGCCAUGGAGACACUAAAGGAAUUAGCCACCGCCGGUGAACAGUUCGACAUGGUUUUCAUCGAUGCAGACAAAAACAACUACAUCAACUACUACAAAUUUAUCAUGGACAACAACAUGCUCAGAUUGGGAGGGGUCAUAUGUAUCGAUAACUCGCUGUUCAAAGCCAGGGUUUAUCUUAACGACACCACAGAUAGCAAUGGACUGGCCCUUCGCGAGUUCAACCAGUUUGUGUCUAAUGACCCCCGAGUAGAGCAGGUCAUUGUCCCUUUAAGAGACGGCCUCACUCUUAUCCGUCGGGUACCUCCGGCCGCUGAGUGCUUACGGCGUCAGUGUAAAAUUACAGAUGAUGAGGUUUUCCGUGGGGUCACAGGGCGUUUCAUCCUGGAUCGAAUGCGUCUUGACGGUAAGGUGGCCUAUGUGACAGGCGCUGGACAAGGCAUAGGCCGAGCAUUCGCUCACGCUCUGGGUGAAGCUGGUGCAAAGGUGGCUGUGGUAGACCUGGAUGGAGCAAAAGCUGAGACAGUCGUUGAGGAGCUCUUCCUUAAAGGUAUCAAUGCCAUUUCGAUAACAGCUGACAUCAGCAAGUCAGAUGACGUCCAGAGGAUGAUCGACACCAUCGUUUCAAAAUGGGGAGUGAUCCACAUCGGUUGUAACAAUGCUGGCAUCAACAUGAACUCAGCCAGCGAAGACACCAGUCUAGAGGAGUGGGACAAAACCUUUCACGUGAACCUCAGGGGGACCUUCAUGUGCUGUCAGGCAGCAGGUCGAGUGAUGUUGAAGCAAGGGUACGGCAAGAUUAUCAACACAGCUUCCAUGGCCAGUCUAAUAGUCCCCCAUCCUCAGAAGCAGCUUUCGUACAACACAUCCAAGGCCGGUGUGGUCAAACUGACUCAGACUCUGGGCGCUGAAUGGGCCGACAGAGGAGUGCGCGUCAACUGCAUCUCGCCGGGGAUUGUUGACACCCCUCUCAUCCACUCGGAGAGUCUGAGGCCUCUGGUGCAGCGCUGGCUGUCAGAUAUUCCUGCUGGUAGACUGGCUCAAGUGACAGACCUGCAAGCUGCAGUGGUCUACUUGGCAUCUGAUGCCUCUGACUACAUGACAGGGCAUAACUUAGUCAUAGAAGGUGGGCAAAGUCUGUGGUAGAAGGGUUAGAUGAAGAGAUGAAAACUUUCCUCCCCCCUCUUCUUCAUUCUCCAGGGAUUAAAAAUAGGUGGCAUUCAUAUUAUGUCCCUUUGAGACUUGAACAGCAAUAUCAGUUUAAAUGAAACUGCAGUUUCUGGACAGGUGAGAUCAGUUUUGGGAGUUUGGGGUUUUUUUUCUGUGCAGACUGUAGGCUUAGUUCAAUGUCCGGUGUGGUAGAACAGCAGAAAAUGUUUUACUGAAAGGAAAAUAAAGCAACAAUAUUAAAUACAGGAAAGAGUUUUAAACAUUUUUUUUAUUACCAAUUUUUUUAGCAGGAAAGUACCGAGCGUUACUUUCAAUUGAGACCAAAUUAUCACAGUUUCUUUUUUGUUACAGUGUUUUAUUCCCUGGAUGCUGCUUAAACACACUGAUGACUGUGACUGUAACACUUUAUUGUAUCUGCUCCAACACAAACACAGAUAAAUGCUGUCAAAAAUACAAAUGGGUAAUAAAAAGUAAAAAGGU
This is a messenger RNA of Neolamprologus brichardi, 2432 nucleotides long. RefSeq lists its product as uncharacterized. Gene Ontology annotation, molecular function: oxidoreductase activity, acting on the CH-OH group of donors, NAD or NADP as acceptor; O-methyltransferase activity. The record is from RefSeq and is a predicted model, not a curated record. NCBI's taxonomy places the organism in Eukaryota, Metazoa, Chordata, Actinopteri, Cichliformes, Cichlidae.